AACAUGGUGGUUCGUUUGCAUCACGUUGAAGUACUCUGUCAAAAUCUUCAGCAAAGUUUAAGGAAAUUCUGCGGAAACUUUGGCUUUAGAGUGCUUGCUUCGUCUUCCUUUCCCAAUCGGGUCACUCUGAACCGGGACUCUAUAAAUUUUGUUUUGAGCGAAGGCGCCAGUGAACGAGACACCGUUUACAACGUUGCCCUUGAAGUCAAAGAUGUGAAACAAGUGGUGGAUAUCGUAGAAAGAAAUAGCGGUAAAAUAAUCAGAAGACCAGAAACAUUCGCUGAUCGUAACGGAGUGGUGGAAUCCGCUGUAAUACAAACUCCUGUCGGAAACGUUGUUCACACAUUGUUAAAUGCUUCUAGUUACAACGGUGUGUUUUUGCCGGGAUUUCAUGAAAGUGACAAUUACAAGAUGGCGUUACCCGAAAGGGUAGAUUAUGUAACCCCAUCGAACUCGACUAACAAGAAUUCAGUUAUUGGCGAUCGUCUUUUAACACACUUUGAUCACAUAACGUUUGCAUGCCCGUUAGGGACUUCUCCGUCGAUUAUGAAAUGGUAUGAGCGAUGUUUUGGCUUCAGUAGGUUUAAUAUCAGCUCUGAUGAGAAGUCAGAGGGCUUCAUUGUGCAGAGUUCAAUACAAGGAGCGAGCAUUGGAAUGAAGCUGACAGCCAUGCAGUAUUGGUUUUGCUCGGAAUCAGAGCUAAGAAUAAACACUGAUGAACCAGGAGGUGGUGUCAAGUUUGUUUUUGCAGAACCACUACCGGGACAAGGCCCUAACCAGGUACAGACAUUCUUAACAGAACAUGGAGGACCAGGUAUACAGCACAUAGGCCUGCAUACACCAAACAUAGCUGAAGCUGUUGCUACCUUAAAGGACAGAGGAGUCAAAUUUAUUGAUCCUCCAUCUGCUUAUUAUUCUGAGGAAGGUAAACUUCAGGAAAUACGAGAUGUAGGAGAGAGUGUGGAGUCUCUCCAGAAACAUGGUAUUCUGUUGGAUGCAGAGAGCUUCACGUCAAGUGAAAGCACAGCCUCAUGUUUGGAAAAUAUGAAUGUAUGCCAAGAUGCUGACAACAAGUAUUUGAUGCAAGUUUUUACUAGACCACUUUUUAACAAAGACACCUUCUUCCUGGAGGUUAUUCAGCGCUGUGGGGCCACAGGAUUCGGAGCGGGCAAUAUAACUGCUCUGUGGAAAGCUGUUGAUUCAUAUUUAAAUAAUGAAUCAAAUAAAAGUAAUUCUUAAAACUCAUGGACAUCUUAAUUUUGUUCAUAGGGCAUUGUCACAUUUGACUGGCAGAGAUUGAUCUGUGCUGAGUGUUAAAUAAUUUUUCCGACACCUGAAUGUGGCUUUGAAAUAUUUGCAGUGUUUGAUGAUGGAAGAAAAGUUUCCACUUCCUAAAAAAUGGAAAAUAGUUUAUUAAAAACAUUUGGGUCAAACCUCUUGAAAGUUAGUGAUAUUACUGUCUUUUAAAAAAGCCUUUUAAACUGUCAUUGUAGCUUUUCUCAACCCCCUUUCUCCUACAGAAUUGACCAGAAUGUAAACUCUCUCUCUACUCUAUCAAAGAGACAGUUCAUGAGAAUUAAGAAAAUUAAUGACUAGGAUAUAUUGUUAAGUAGAAAUUACUUAGUUAUAGAGGGGUGUAUUGUAGUCAGUUGGGAGAGUAAUGUUUUUUAUCUUUGGAAUUAAAGCAAUGCUGUACUCCCUCCCCCCCCCCCAUACAUGGGGAUGGGGGGGAGAAGAGAAAAUGUACCACACCCUGAUUGAUAUUGGGUGACCCAGUGGCUUAAUGGUCAUUGCUUUGGACUCCCAGUCAACUCAUGGAUAUUCCAAUGGUAGUGAAUGGUGGGAACUGAAAAACCUAACUCGGAGCUAAGUUACAUUUAAAAAAAAAAUUGUAUUUACAUUUUUUUGAAGCUGGCAAAGAUACACACUGACUGAAAAUGACAACCUGGAGAAUAAGGCUGAAUUUCUUAAUACCUUGAAAGUUCCAUAGCCAAAUUAGCCUUUAUCUUUCCUCAAUUACGCUCCAUUCAAAAGGCAAAGUCACAUGCUCGAGCUUACACCUCACCACACUCCCAAACACAUCUUUCGGGACACAGUCUCCUUCACCUGCUUCUCUCGUUGUGGGUCUUCAAGAUAGCAUAGAAACACUGGCAGUUAACAACAUUGGAAAGGUAAGAGGGACAAAAGAACCUUAUGGAAGUUGUUUGAGCAAAGUGUUGCAACCAUUUAUGUUGGGGAGUGUAGCUUUACAUGUACCCAACAGUUUUUGCCAUGAGCUUAUUUCAAGCACAAAGAACUUGUUCACUCCCUUGUCAGUUUUGGGUCUGUUAAUAUCUUUGUCAAGUACUUAUACUGAUAUUUAAUGCUCUUGCCAUGGAGGUAAAUAAUUAUGGUUUAAUGAACUCAAACUGAAAGAGAUGACAAUUUUUUAAAAAUACAUGAAUUAAGUUGCGUAUCGAAAGAAAAGCCGCUGGCAGGCUUCAGUCAUUCUUUUUCAAGUAUUUUUAUUUGAAAGUUGGGUAAAGGAUGUACAUUUCAGAUCCUCAAAAUAA
This is a messenger RNA of Stylophora pistillata, 2552 nucleotides long. Its product is annotated as 4-hydroxyphenylpyruvate dioxygenase-like protein. Gene Ontology annotation, molecular function: 4-hydroxyphenylpyruvate dioxygenase activity. Gene Ontology annotation, biological process: aromatic amino acid metabolic process. The record is from RefSeq and is a predicted model, not a curated record. NCBI's taxonomy places the organism in Eukaryota, Metazoa, Cnidaria, Anthozoa, Scleractinia, Pocilloporidae.